Messenger RNA from Rhodotorula graminis WP1, 2744 nucleotides. RefSeq lists its product as uncharacterized. Gene Ontology annotation, cellular component: nucleus. The transcript has 18 exons. The record is from RefSeq and is a predicted model, not a curated record. Gene Ontology annotation, molecular function: hydrolase activity, acting on acid anhydrides, in phosphorus-containing anhydrides; DNA helicase activity; ATP binding. Lineage: Eukaryota; Fungi; Basidiomycota; Microbotryomycetes; Sporidiobolales; Sporidiobolaceae. Gene Ontology annotation, biological process: nucleotide-excision repair; transcription by RNA polymerase II; positive regulation of mitotic recombination. The coding region runs from base 1 to 2658 and encodes 885 amino acids.
AUGAAGUUCAUGCUCGACGACAUGGAGCUCAUCUUCCCGUACGACAAGAUGUACCCCGAGCAGUACAACUACGUGUGCGACCUCAAGCGCAGCCUCGACGCCCACGGCCACUGCGUCCUCGAGAUGCCGUCCGGCACGGGCAAGACUGUGUCGCUCCUGUCGCUCAUCGUCGCCUACCAACACAUGGGUCGACCAGAGCGCAAGCUCAUCUACUGCUCGCGCACGGUGCCAGAGAUCGAGAAGGCUCUUGCCGAGCUCAAGCGCCUCAUGCAGUACCGGUCCGAGGUGUACGGCAUCGACGACGGCGACUUUCUCGGUCUCGGCCUGUCGUCGCGCAAGAACCUGUGCAUCCACCCGUCGGUCCGCCAGGAGAAGAAGGGCAAGGCGGUCGACGCGAGGUGUCGCGACAUGACGAGCGCCGUCGCCAAGCAGCGCCACGAGCAGGACCCGGGCAGCGUCGAGCUGUGCUCGUUCCACGAGAACCUCGGCGAGCUCGACCAGGACCACCUCGUGCCGCACGGCGUCCACACGCUCGAGGACGUCAAGGCGUACGGCCAAGAGCACGGCAUCUGCCCCUACUUUGCGAUCCGGCGCAUGUUCAUCCACGCGAGCGUCAUCAUCUACUCGUUCCACUACCUGCUCGACCCCAAGGUCGCCGAGCAGGUCUCGAAGCACAUGAGCAAGGACUCGAUCGUCGUCUUUGACGAGGCGCACAACAUCGACAACGUCUGCAUCGAGUCGCUCUCGAUCGACCUGACCCGGCCCAUGCUUGACACGGCGGCACGGUGUGUCGACAAGCUGAGCGAGACGAUCGAGGAGAUGAAGGCCAAGGACGCGUCGGUCCUCGAGGACGAGUACCGCCGUCUCGUCGAGGGUCUGCAAGCUGGCGAGGAUGGCGCCGAGGACGAGGACUUUAUGUCGAACCCGGUUUUGCCGCAGGACCUGCUGCAGGAGGCCGUCCCGGGCAACAUUCGCCGAGCAGAGCACUUUACGGCGUUCCUCGCUCGCUUUGUCGAGUAUCUCAAAACCCGCAUGCGCGUGCUGCACGUCGUCGCCGAGACGCCGUUGUCGUUCCUGCAGCACCUGCGCGACAUCACGUUCAUCGAGCGCAAGCCGCUCAAGUUCUGCUCGGACCGCCUGUCGUCGCUGCUACGGACCCUGCAGCUCACGCGGCUCGACGAGUACUCGGCGCUGCAGAAGGUCGCCGCCUUUGCGACGCUCGUCGCCACCUACCACGAGGGCUUCCGCCUCCUCCUCGAGCCGUUCGAGACCGACAACGCGACCGUGCCCAACCCUGUCUUUCACCUCGUCUGCCUCGACGCCUCGCUCGCCAUCGCGCCCGUCUUUGAGCGGUUCUCGAGCGUCAUCAUCACGUCGGGCACGCUCUCGCCGCUCGACAUGUACCCCAAGAUGUUGCGCUUCGACGCCACGGUCCUCGAGUCGUACGUCAUGACGCUCACGAGGGACUGUUUCCUGCCGCUCGUCGUCACGCGUGGCUCGGACCAGGUCGAGAUCUCGUCGCGGUUCGAGGUGCGCAACGACCCGGCCGUCGUGCGCAACUUUGGCACGCUCCUCGUCGAGUACGCCCGAGCGGUCCCAGACGGCGUCGUCGCCUUCUUCCCGAGCUACCUCUACAUGGAAAGCAUCGUCAGUGCGUGGAACGAGAUGGGCAUCCUGAACGAGGUCCUCAAGUACAAGCUCAUCUUCAUCGAGACGCCCGACGCUGUCGAGACGUCGGCCGCGCUCGAGAACUACCGCCGGGCCUGCGACAACGGUCGAGGUGCCGUGCUCCUGUCGGUCGCUCGCGGCAAGGUCUCCGAGGGCAUCGACUUCGACCACAACUACGGCCGCGCCGUCAUCAUGUUCGGCAUCCCGUAUCAGUACACCGAGUCGCGCAUCCUCAAGGCCCGCCUCGAGUUCCUCCGCGACACGUACCGCAUCCGCGAGAACGACUUUCUCACGUUCGACGCCAUGCGGCAUGCGGCUCAGUGUGUCGGGCGCGUCCUGCGAGGAAAGACCGACUACGGGCUCAUGAUCUUCGCCGACAAGCGCUUCGCCAAGGUCGACAAGCGCAACAAGCUGCCCAAGUGGAUCGGCCAGUACAUCAAGGAGUCGGACACGAACCUCGCGACCGACGUCGCCAUCGCGCACUCGAAGCGCUUCCUGCGCAUGAUGGCGCAGCCGUUCGAGCAGAGCACAAAGUCGCUGUGGGGCAUCGACGAGAUCCUCGACAAGCAGCGCGGCCUCGAUCCCGAGCGCGACGUCAACGAGGACGCGCUCGCGCUCGAAGCCGAGGCAGAGGCGAUCGCUGCGGCCCAUGCCGAAGCCGAGGCGGCAGCAGCAGCCGACGACGAGGCGUAUACCGCGCAGCAGGCGCACGAGCAGAACGGGUACGGCGACGAGGACGUCGCGAUGGGCGAGAACGGCGGCGACGACGACCCGUUCAAGGAGAUCGACGAUGCGGCGCUCGCCGCCAUGGACAUGCCCGACCUGCCGCAGCCACCUCACUUCAUGGGCUUUGGCGACGACGCCGAGGCCGACAUGCACGGCGGCGGGUUCGAGCUGCCGAUGCCGCCUCAAGAGUUCCAGAUGGGCGACGGCGAGGACGACGACGACCAGGGCCUCGUUCUGCCGAUGCCGCCGCCCGAGUUUCUCUGAGCGAGGUCGCGACGAGAGGAGGCUUGGUUAGCAUACGCAGUGACUGGGUCUGGAACGUGUUGUAGCUCUCCAUUCGAGAGCUUUUC